Thermothelomyces thermophilus ATCC 42464 is the source of this 351-nucleotide messenger RNA. RefSeq lists its product as uncharacterized. NCBI's taxonomy places the organism in Eukaryota, Fungi, Ascomycota, Sordariomycetes, Sordariales, Chaetomiaceae. The coding region runs from base 1 to 351 and encodes 116 amino acids. The record is from RefSeq and is a predicted model, not a curated record. The transcript has 3 exons.
AUGCGCUCUCCCGCUGCCAUCGCCUCGUCCGCCCACGGGGACGGCUCCCGUCUCCGUGAUGACUUCUCGGAGCCUCCGUCUCGAGAGGGUUGUCCCACACCGGCACCUACGGACAGCUGGAACAACAAAAGUCGCAGUGCCUCUAUCGUUUCUCCCCGCCCCAGCAGGGCAUCUCCAAGGCAGGAGUUCCACCUCGUGCAAAGAUUCGAACAUCACCUGAAGACCGAUCAGUGCCGAGAUAUUUCUACUCGCAAUAUUCACACUACUGGCACGGGAGAGCCAGGGUUUGGCGGGAAACUGCGGCUGGCCGACGACAACUGGAGCUAUCGAAUGAUCGCCAGGCGCCGGUAG